UUAGCACUUAAUGUCCUGUUAUUGUAGGGACGUAAGUCUUGCUAAACAUGAUAUGUUCAAGGCUAAGUAGGAGAACUCAUCCCUUGCCAUAUCUUAGGGCACUGCAAACCAACUCUCUUGAAUCCAGAUGCCUAUCUAUCCUUUCUAAAAGAACAAGUUACAGGUUCAUUAAUCCUAAAACCAGCUUCCAACACAAUUUCUCUUGUAAUAUUCCGGUAUCAAAGUUUAACCAAGAAUUGUACCAUCUGAGUUACCGUUCUUCAGCUCUUGCUUCACAGAAUGUUGGAAAGUCAUGUUCCAUUCCUGGUUUGCGACACUUCUCAUCUCAUGCAUCCAAAGAGCAGAAAUCACAAAAAAUGCUUUUAUACUUGACGGGCUUAGUUUUUGCUAUGGUUGGCUGCACGUAUGCUGCAGUUCCCCUUUACAGGAGAUUCUGCCAAGCCACUGGCUACGGGGGAACUGUCACCCGGCGUGAGACGGUUGAAGAAAAGAUUGCUCGACAUGAUUGCAAUAAUACAGUCUCCACAAGGGAAAUAGUGGUGCAGUUCAAUGCUGAUGUUGCUGAUGGGAUGCAAUGGAAGUUUAUUCCCACACAGAGAGAGGUUAGGGUCAAGCCCGGUGAAAGUGCCCUCGCAUUUUAUACUGCGGAAAACAAAAGUUCUACUCCAAUAACAGGUGUUUCUACGUAUAAUGUGACUCCAAUGAAGGCUGCAGUGUACUUCAAUAAAAUACAAUGCUUCUGCUUUGAAGAGCAGCGACUUCUUCCCGGAGAGCAGAUUGACAUGCCUGUAUUUUUUUAUAUUGACCCGGAAUUUGAGACGGAUCCUAAAAUGAAUGGUAUCAAUAACAUCAUGUUAUCAUAUACCUUCUUCAAGGUUCCUGAGGAAUAAGACCAACAUGAAUGUUCACGUGAAAUUCAAAUAAAAUCUCCUUCCAAUUCAAAGUACAAAGAGGCAGAGCACAUUGAUGAAGCUUGAGUUUUCGUUACUUAUGAUAACCUUGUGAUCAAGUUUUGAAGGUUCAAGGUACAAUGCCAUGACAUCAGUGAAUUAUGCUGAUUUUCUGGUGCUUCUAAGUUAAAACAGCAUUUGGAGUACCUCCUGAAGUUAGCCAUUUAGAUUAAUUAUUUUGCUUUAAAAGUUAUUGAAAUUCAUGUUGGCAAAAAAGGUAUGUUAGAAUAACGUGUAUGGUCAAUGGAAACUAGGAAGGUUUGAGUUUUGGUGUAAGUCUAAUGAGGCAUUUAUUUUAUACUUUUAUAAAACUCAAUUAUUUAUAGAUGAU
Vigna umbellata (rice bean) is the source of this 1281-nucleotide messenger RNA. RefSeq names its product cytochrome c oxidase assembly protein COX11, mitochondrial-like. Lineage: Eukaryota; Viridiplantae; Streptophyta; Magnoliopsida; Fabales; Fabaceae. Gene Ontology annotation, molecular function: copper ion binding. Gene Ontology annotation, cellular component: mitochondrial inner membrane. The record is from RefSeq and is a predicted model, not a curated record.